Eublepharis macularius is the source of this 2008-nucleotide messenger RNA. It is a transcript of the gene NR1H2, whose product is annotated as nuclear receptor subfamily 1 group H member 2. Gene Ontology annotation, molecular function: RNA polymerase II cis-regulatory region sequence-specific DNA binding; zinc ion binding; nuclear receptor activity. The record is from RefSeq and is a predicted model, not a curated record. Lineage: Eukaryota; Metazoa; Chordata; Lepidosauria; Squamata; Eublepharidae. Gene Ontology annotation, biological process: positive regulation of transcription by RNA polymerase II; lipid metabolic process; negative regulation of transcription by RNA polymerase II. The coding region runs from base 238 to 1551 and encodes 437 amino acids. The transcript is spliced from 10 exons.
CCGGAAGCCCUGCUUCUAUGUGCCAGGCAAGUGUUUUCACUUUUUGCAAGUGGAGGGUGCCGCCGGAGAGAGUGUGCAGCCCCUCCUCAGACCACUAGCUCAACCACUCCCCCCACUCCAGGUUCCUGACCACUGCCUCAUGAACCCUGUUAUGUGUCCGUCGUUUAGCUGAGUCUCUUCCCCACUGUGGGGAGAAAGAACUACAUUAUGCAAUGUUGCUGUGGUUGACACCCUGAGAUGGCCAAAAGAGGCACUGAUGAACCUCGGUUACCACUGGAAGAUGGAGAGCCCACUCCACAGAUCAAAGAUGAGUGGACAGAGACCAGGCCAGAGACUUUAAGCACUGUGAAAAUUGAAGCAAUUUGCACAGAUGAUGGAGAGAGUUCUACACACAGUGCGGCAGAGGAGCCGGCACGCAAGCGCAAGAAGGGCCCUGCCCCGAAGAUGUUGGGGGACGAAGUGUGCAGUGUGUGUGGGGACAAGGCCUCGGGGUUCCACUACAACGUCCUCAGCUGUGAGGGCUGCAAAGGCUUCUUCCGGCGCAGUGUCAUCAAGGGGGCACAGUACACCUGCAAGGGCAGUGGGCAGUGCCACAUGGACAUGUAUAUGCGCCGCAAAUGCCAGGAGUGCCGUUUGAAAAAAUGUCGACAGGCAGGCAUGCGAGAGGAAUGUGUGUUGUCCGAAGAGCAGAUCCGAAAGAAGAAGAUCCGUAAACAGCAGGAGGGGGAGGGGACAUCGAGUGGGGAAGGGGGCGGAGGUGAGGUUCUUCGGGUGCCCCCUCUGCCCUGUGAUCCCACCCUGCUUCAGCCUGAACCAGCCCCCCUCACCCCCCAGCAAGAGGGCAUGAUCCGGCAGCUGGUGGCCGCACAACAGCAAUGCAACAAAAGGAGCUUCAGUGACCAGCCCAAAGUCACGCCUUGGCCUAUGGGCAGUGACCCCAACAGCCGGGAGGCACGCCAGCAACGCUUUGCCCAUUUCACGGAGUUGGCCAUCAUCUCGGUACAGGAGAUUGUGGACUUUGCCAAGCAGGUACCCGGCUUCCUGCAGCUCUCUCGGGAGGACCAGAUUGCGCUUCUCAAGGCCUCCACCAUUGAGAUCAUGCUAUUGGAAACAGCACGACGCUAUAAUCAUGAGACCCAGUGUAUUACAUUUCUUAAAGAUUUCACCUACAGCAAGGAUGACUUUCACCGUGCAGGUCUACAAGUGGAAUUCAUCAACCCCAUCUUUGAAUUUUCCCGGGCCAUGCGGCAGCUGCAGCUGGAUGAUGCCGAGUACGCCCUUCUCAUUGCCAUCAACAUCUUCUCUGCGGAUCGGCCCAACGUGCAGGACCAUGGCCUGGUGGAGGCGUUGCAGCAGCCAUACAUUGAGGCCCUCAGUUCCUACAUCCGGCUCAACCGUCCGCAGGACCACCUGAUGUUCCCACGCAUGCUGAUGAAGCUGGUGAGCUUGCGGACCCUGAGCAGCGUACACUCCGAGCAGGUCUUUGCGUUGCGUCUUCAAGACAAGAAACUUCCACCGCUUCUCUCCGAGAUCUGGGAUGUGCACGAAUAGAUGUCUUGGGUGUAAGGGGAGGCCACAGACCCUCCCUCUUAUGUACACCUUUCCAAGCCCCAGGAAACAUUGUAUCCCAUUGAGGAUUCUUUGAACCUCAACAUAAACUUGAACCCGAAAGACAGACAGAGGAGCUACAGCAAGGGGCUACUAAGCACUUUUUUCCCCAUCUACUUUUUUCCUCUCAAGCACUUGCCUCCCGAUUUUGUUCUUCUGGUUUUUGAGAGGGGAAGAUACAAGUCAGUUGUGCAUGGGGAGUAGGGGGGAAGAUGCAAAGAGACUUGCUGCAAAGACUUAUCCCUCCUGUUUCAUGAGGAAUGAACACCCCACCCUAUGUGGCUUUUUCGUCUAACAACACCCACACGCACCCUACUAGGGAAGGGGAGAGUAUUGCAGUGGGAGAGGGGGGUCACCGAAUGCCUGGUGUGGGGCAGACGCCCAGAAAAAUAAACUCAGU